AUGGAAGAAGAUUGGGGUGAAAUUUUCAGAGAUAUUCGAGUAAUGGAAGAUGCACAAAAGAUGGAUGAAAAAGAAUAUGAUAUUGGACAAGCUAAUGAAGAUUACAUUGUUAAUUUGGUUACAGCUGAAAAUGAAAUUGUGAAUGCUGGACUCAACAGUCGACUUCCUUCAAGAAUUAUGCACCAUGCAUGGCUUCUACAAGUUCGCAAUACUGCAAUCAGCAACAUUGUUAGAGUAGGAGGACCUUUAGGAGUCGGACAAAUCAUUGUCUACACAGCAAUGGUUUAUGUUGAUAGGUUUCUUUCACUUAUGCCGAUACAAAAGGGAAGAUUCUUGGUAGCAAAGCUACUGUCAGUGGCAUGUUUACUUUUGGCUAAUGAGGAAGACCGUUAUACAGAUGAUGACGAAGAAGAAUUAUCACGUUAUGAGGAAUUUGCAAAUUGUAAUAUGAGAAGCAUAAUGAAUAUGGCUAAUAGUGUUCUUGAACAAUUUGAAGGGAAUAUGACUUGUGUUACUCCUAUUGAGUUCACAAGAUAUUUUCUAUCGAAAUUCUGCAAAGAAAAUUCAAGAAAAGAUUAUGUCAAAAUCAAAACUGUGGAAGUCAUCAUGAGUACACUUGGAGUCAAAAAUGCUUGA
Molecule: messenger RNA, 636 nt
Organism: Capsicum annuum
Lineage: Eukaryota; Viridiplantae; Streptophyta; Magnoliopsida; Solanales; Solanaceae
Product: cyclin-D4-2-like
Exons: 4
Coding region: 1-636 (211 amino acids)
Source: RefSeq, a predicted model, not a curated record